Linum trigynum is the source of this 1268-nucleotide messenger RNA. The record is from the annotation of a GenBank genome assembly. Lineage: Eukaryota; Viridiplantae; Streptophyta; Magnoliopsida; Malpighiales; Linaceae.
UUGGUGGAACAAGGAGCAGGGAGAUCAUCAACCACCGAAUUGGUGCUAUCUUGAAGCUUCAAAUAGUGAUUCUAGCCAAGGAUCCGAAGAUGAAGAAACAAUCCCUUUCUAUGGGCAUCAAGAAGACUUCCCCGACUUUCAAGCCUCAUCAUCAUAUCACGAAAACUUCCUUCCACAAUCGGAGCCCAAAAGCCAAUUGGAGCUAUUGGUUGAACAAUUUAUCCAAAACACCGAAGAGAGAUCCAAUGUGGAAUCUUCGACAACCACCCCUAUUGAAUUAUCUCUUCUAAGGGCAUCGGAGGAGACCCUCCGGAAAAUGGAAGACUAUGAGAGGUUGUUGGGCCAGUAUGUGCACAACUUGCUCACAAUCGACCUUACCCAUCAAAGAAGAGAAGAAGGCCGAAGAGGAAAAUGUGGAGACUAUAGGGACAUCCAACCCUUCCUUUCAAAAGUUCCUCAAUGAACAACGAGAAUUCGGCAAGAGGUGGGAAGCCACACAAAAAGAGAUCGAACAAAUUUGUUCGGGACUCGAACAAGUACACCUCUUGGACGAUAAAGAUGAAUAGGAAAGCGAGGAAGAGGACGAAGUCUCCACGGUGGGCGAGAAAGAGGACAUUGAAGAUCAAUCUAUUGAAGAACUUGCUUGGAGACACAUCAAAGCUCCCGAUCAACAAAGAGCGGAUUUACAAGAGAGCCUUGAUGUGGUGGAAGACGAACUUAAGGAGGAGAACGAAGUUGAUAUUCAAUGUGGGGAAGAAUUGAAUGAACAAGAAAGAGAGAAGGUUGAAGACGCAUUUGAAGUCCAACCAAUGGACAAGGUCGAAGUGGAUAAAGCUUCCACGAGUUCGCUUACUCCUUAAGCUUUUCACCCGACCUUGAUAGACAUUUAGAGAAGGAUCCUUUUGCGGAUUCUCUUUGCCAAGAUGAGGCCACGACGCCACUAAUACCUCUUGGUGAAUACGGUGAUGACCCUUCGAAAAUGCUUGAUUUGGUUCGGGGCAAAGAGAAACAAAGAAGAAUUGAAGAGAGGUUUCAUUGGAGGUGUCUCAAGCAUUCUUAUCUACAUGAACCUUCACCGAAUGAUCGCGAAAUCGAUCGAGACUUGAGAAUCCACUUAAUCGAUGAAAACCUCAACUUCAAGGAGGACUUGAAGACAACGGUUUGGUGAAAUGACCUAAAAGACACCCUAGUUGGGAAGUACCUCAACAUGGGUUUGCAUUUAUUUUCUUUUGCGGCUCUCUUAUUUAGAAUAAAUUUUUAUUGUAAAU